This is a messenger RNA of Penicillium riverlandense, 1239 nucleotides long. RefSeq names its product major facilitator superfamily domain-containing protein. Gene Ontology annotation, molecular function: transmembrane transporter activity. The record is from RefSeq and is a predicted model, not a curated record. NCBI's taxonomy places the organism in Eukaryota, Fungi, Ascomycota, Eurotiomycetes, Eurotiales, Aspergillaceae. Gene Ontology annotation, biological process: transmembrane transport. Bases 1 to 1239 code for a protein of 412 amino acids. The transcript has 5 exons.
AUGAGGGGCAGGGAAUCGGACCCCGAAAUAUCAACUGCUGAGCAGUUAUCUACAAUUAGCAAAAUCCCAGAUGGAGGAUAUGGCUGGGUCUGUGUUUUCUGCGUUUUCCUGAACAAUGCUCAUCAUUGGGGUAUUGCGAGUAGUUACGGUGUUUUCCUUUCAUAUUAUCUCUCCGCGUCUGAGUUCCCUGGGGCAACGCCUCUAGAAUAUGCGUUCAUUGGAGGUCUCAUCACCGCGACUGCCCUUAUUACCGGACCCCUAGCCUCUGCUAUUACGAACCGAUUUGGCAUGAAUGUCACGUUACUCUGCGGGGUGGCUUUUGAAACCGCUGCCCUCGUCGGUGCAUCCUUUUGCAAGCAGACCUGGCAUCUAUUCCUUAGCCAAGGGGUCUGCUUUGGGCUAGGUCUUGGUUUACAAUACCUAUCUACCGUAGGUAUUAUCCCUCAGUGGUUUCUCCGCCGUCGGGGCCUUGCUAGUGGAAUCGCAGCUAGUGGAAGUGGCACCGGAGGUCUCAUAUAUUCGCUCGCUGUCCAAACAAUGAUACAAAAAUAUGGAAUCUCCUGGUCCUAUCGCAUUCUGGCAAUUGUUCAGUUCUUUGUCAACACAAUCUGCGGACUCUUGAUCCGAGAUCGAAAUAGGGAUGUUGGAACAACGCCGACUAUGUUUCAGCUACAGCUGUUCACACAAUGGCAAUACUGGUGCUUUCUAAUUUGGAGUGCACUGAACGUCAUGGGGUUCACUUCUGUCUUGUUUUCACUGGAUAAUUUUUCGAGAACCAUCGGCUUGAAGGCGCAGCAAGGAUCUCUCAUCACUGCUGCUCUUAAUAUCGGCCAGAUCAUUGGCCGCCCAGGGAUGGGAAAGAUCAGCGACAUCAUAGGCCCAUUAAAUAUGGCUGCUUUGAUGUCAUUCAUAACCACCAUCUUGUGUUUUCUAAUGUGGCCCUUUGUUGCAAGUUAUGGGGCAGUUAUUGCAUUUGCAGUGCUUACUGGCAUUUUCUUCGGUGGAAUAUGGACUCUGGGAGGGCCCGUUGCGGCCGAAAUCGUGGCACUGCCUGGUCUCCCAUCCUGUCUUUCUAUAAUGUGGCUUGCUUGUGCCGGACCUGCGGCGGUUGCUGAGCCAAUUGCGCUCAAACUUCGGCAAACGGGACGGGACGGAUAUCUCAACACCCAAAUGUUCACUGCUUCUUUCCCAACAAUACACUGGGCCAUGCAGCUCAGCGGAUACGUUGUCACGUGCUAG